UAACCCUAUGAUGAUAAUUGGAGAUCAAGAGGAUGAUAAUCAUAGUCCAUUGGGUUUAAAAAAAAAAAAAAGACUGGGAACAUGGCUUAGCAAAUAAAGCAUUUGCCACAUCAGCACGAAGGCCAGAGUUUGGCUCCCCAGAACCCAGAUCUAGCCAGCUGAUAACCAUGAGUGAAUGGAUGAAGAAAAGCCCCUUAGAAUGGGAAGACUACGUUUAUAAAGAAGUCAGAGUGAUAGCCAGUGAGAAGGAGUAUAAAGGAUGGCUUUUAACUACAGACCCAGUUUCUGCCAAUAUUGUCCUGGUGAACUUCCUUGAAGAUGGCAUCUUUUCUGUGACUGGAAUUAUGGGACAUUCUGUGCAGACUGUGGAAACUGUGAGUGAAGGAGACCACAGAGUAAGGGAGAAGCUGAUGCAUUUGUUCACAUCUGGAGCUUGUAAAGGAUACAGCCCUGAGGAUCUGGAAAAGAGAAAGAGUAGCCUAAAGAAAUGGCUUGAGAAGAACCACAUCCCUGUCACUGAACAGGGAGAUGCACAAAGGACUCUGUGUGUGGCUGGAGUUCUGACUAUUGACCCACCAUAUGCUUCAGAAAAUUGUAGCAGCUCUAAUGAGAUCAUUCUGUCCCGUAUUCAGGAUCUCAUUCAAGGACAUCUUUCAGCUUCCCAGUGAGAGGCCACGCAUUAUGAACACACUGAUCCAAAUGACUCCACUGCUUGGUUUUUUGUUAAAUCCUUCAAAUGGAAGUUGAUCAUAUUAUAGGAGUUCAA
Phodopus roborovskii (desert hamster) is the source of this 766-nucleotide messenger RNA. It is a transcript of the gene Gemin6, whose product is annotated as gem nuclear organelle associated protein 6. Bases 168 to 668 code for a protein of 166 amino acids. The record is from RefSeq and is a predicted model, not a curated record. The transcript is spliced from 3 exons. Lineage: Eukaryota; Metazoa; Chordata; Mammalia; Rodentia; Cricetidae. Gene Ontology annotation, molecular function: RNA binding. Gene Ontology annotation, biological process: spliceosomal complex assembly; spliceosomal snRNP assembly. Gene Ontology annotation, cellular component: SMN complex; nucleus.